Messenger RNA from Rhagoletis pomonella (apple maggot), 1161 nucleotides. RefSeq lists its product as uncharacterized. The coding region runs from base 1 to 1161 and encodes 386 amino acids. The record is from RefSeq and is a predicted model, not a curated record. The transcript is spliced from 2 exons. NCBI's taxonomy places the organism in Eukaryota, Metazoa, Arthropoda, Insecta, Diptera, Tephritidae.
AUGGCUCACCGACUACGACGGCUGACAGACAAAGAGAUAGCCUGUGUACUGCAAGAUGAUUCUGCAUGUGAAGAUGGUCUCGACCUUGAUGACGAUAGUUUGGCUGACCAUGACUUUGACCCGGAUUUAGGAGAGUUGAAUGAAGAGUCUAUGGGAGUCCAAUUUGUUAUGGAUGAUUUAGUAGACUACUUAAACGAUGACGACUAUAACUUUAACCAUGAGGUAGAAGUAGAUCCGAUAACGUCUAGUUCAGACAUUCCAGAACUUAUAAGGAAAAUUUCGGAAGAGACAAACCUCUAUUUGGUACAGAAAGAUCCGAACAAUAAUUUUUGUGUAUCUGAGACCGAAGUCCGACAGUUUAUAGGUGUCGUAUAUCUGAUGUCACUGAUUCAGCUACCCAGGGUGACCAACCAUUGGGGUUCCAUUCUGGGUACAAAUCUAAUUCAACAGACCAUGCCUUGUAAUAAAUUUGAAAAGAUUAUACAAUAUCUACAUUUCAAUGACAACACAAAAUGUCUUCCUAGGAGCCACCCUGACACUGAUAGGUUUUUAAAAAUUCGUCCAGUCGUUGAUGCUUUGAACGAAGCAUACGCCAAAGUUCCACUAGAAACAAGAGUUUGUGUAGAUGAGCAAAUGUGCUCUACAAAGGCGCGAAAUAUGCUCAAAAGAUAUAACCCCAAGAAACCUCAUAAGUGGGGAUACAAAUUAUUUGUUUUGAGCGGUGUUUUCGGUUUCGCUUAUACGACAGAGGUUGAGACUGGUAAAGAGAAUGUUGUCAAAGCCGACGAGCCAGACUUAGGAGCCUCUUCCAACGUCGUAGUGAGAUUAUCGCGUAUGAUUCUGCGACACCAAAACUACAGGAUCUAUUUCGAUUACUACUUUACAUCUUUGCCUCUUUUGGAAUAUUUAGCAAACGAAGGUAUUCUUGGGCUAGGCACUAUUAGAAGAAGUAGGAUUCCUGAUUGCAAGCUGUCGACAGAGAAAGCGAUAAUGAAGAAAGAUCGUGGAUAUUCAGAAGAAUACGUAUCUAAUAUUAACGAUGUCGAAGUGUCAGCGGUUGUAUGGAAAGACAAUAAACUGGUUACAUUGACUUCCACAUUUGCUGGCCAAAAUCCUAUAUCUGAAGUGAAGAUACGACAAAAAGAACUCGAAGUAUAUUAA